GUUCAAAAACACCAAGCAGGUGAUGAUGCCCAGGGACUCGAGGGGACCAUUUGGAUUCACCCGUUUGAAUUGGCCUCCGACCUGAGUCAAACGGGGAUGGGGUGAUGGAAUCCAUCGUUUGAAUGCGCUUCAAAUUGCAAGAGAGGGCUUUCGGGCACUACCCUACCUCACAACCAUCCAACAUGGUCGCCCGUGUCUGCAAGCUCCUUAUCAAGGAUCCCGACCAUCCCAACAAAGUCUACCAUCAGUGGGCGACAACGAUUUCGCCUGGAACUAAGCCUGAAACGUUCAGGGGGGAUCUUCUCCCCGAGACGGACUCCACCGUCAAUUACAAGCUCUCCGUGGACCCCGAGGACCCCGAGGACCCCUUGGAAUAUUAUUCGCCGGAGCAGGUUCUGGCGUUUGCUCUCGAGUACCUGGCCAGCGGCUCUGACGGGCCCGCCUGCCCCCUUCCCUGCGCCUCGUGGGAUGCGGAGAAGCAGAGGCUGACCCUCACCAUUGUGCGCGAGUCCAAGCAGGACCCCAUCAAGAAGCCCAAGAAGAGCAACGCGAAAGAGCCCAUCACUCGCGUGCGAACGCCGGACUCCGCGCUGUUCAUGGAGGCCGUCCGUCGCUUCUACCCCUUCGCCAAGCGCGGCCCUGGCGAAGGCCCCCGCCUGCUCAACACCAGACUGGCCGCCAAUGGCGAGUUGAAGAAGUAUUGGCAAGACAAGAUGGCCGCGGCCUACGCCUGGAGCCUGAAGCGGGGCAUCACGUUGUCGCGCGAAGACUUCCAGGCCGACUGGACAAAGAAGGCAACCGACUUCAACGCCAAGCGCACCACUUACGAGAAGACGACCGCAGCCGCCCGCGCUGUCAAGGACAAGAACCAGCCCAAGAAUGAGCGUGGCUGGUACAAGAACGCAUGGCGCAGCCAGUGGGGCAAGAUGUGGGACGGCUACAAGCGCGACCCUGUGCGCUUCACGGCUGGCGAGAAGCAGACGCUGACGGAAGAGGAGGUCGGUCUUUGCAAGGAGCUUGAGUCUUUGCUGCCAAGCCGGGCUUCCGCGAGCGUCAAGGACGCCAAGGUGUCCUACGGUGCCAUCGACGGACCGCUGGCCAAGGCCUUGAGCGGCCUCUCUUCAAAGACCAAGCGCUCCUCUCUGGGGUCCACAGGCGCCGUCGACGUCGCCGCCGCGCCUCAGCCCAGCCCGCCCAUGCCCCCGCCCAUGCCCCAGUCCGCCCCAGGCGCCAUCGACAAGCUGGCCGCGGCGGGUGCCGAGCGCAUGAAGGCGAUGGGCGACAAGAAGCGGACGGAUGCGCAGAAGCGCAAGGAUGAGAGGACGGCCGAGGCGCCAGCUAAGAAGCACAAGGGCGAUGAGGCGGUAGCCCCCGCUGCCAACGCCAAGACCAAUGCCAAGACUGCCGCUGAGGGCAAGGCUGCCAAGGUUCCGGCCGCGAAGGCUGGCAAGGCCGCCAGGGGCAACGCCGCCAGGGGCAACGCCGCCAGGGGCAAGUAGACUGCCAAUGCUGGUGCUACAUGGAUUGUACAAUGUUCGGACUAGGCCUAGUACGGCUUAUUCUGGACUUAGCUACCGAGCAUUAGGAUGUUUGGACCCUGUGUAGACCACCUAGCGGUAGUAUGUUCGGACCCUGUGUAGACAUCCACUCCAGCAUGAAGGAGUGGCAUUUGAGGACUGCUGUGCUGCAUGCUGUGUAGACCACCUAGCGGUAGUAUGUUUGGACCCUGUGUAGACAUCCACUCCAGCAUGAGCAACUGCUGUGCUGCAUGUGCAUGACAUUGAGACUGUGAUGGGCGACAGAGCGCCUUCGACUGUGAUGCACUUGCUGUCAGAUCGUAGUUGCGUGGAAAGCGAGUGAGAUGGUCGGUUCAGGUAAUCCUGAAACAUGUGUGCAGCCAGGGUCCGCCGCGUCUCGUGCAUCGCGUGUGUGUGAGACGCGGCGCGUCCAGGGUAUCAGGCUAGCGUCUGGUGUGACGCAUCGCGUUAGCUAAGACGCGCUCUCCAUGCAAUUGUACCGCGUCACGACUCGCGUUCCAUUGCGUCUCGCAGACGCAGUGAAACGCGCUAUCUGUAAUGGUGCCCCGCU
Molecule: messenger RNA, 2088 nt
Organism: Chlamydomonas reinhardtii
Lineage: Eukaryota; Viridiplantae; Chlorophyta; Chlorophyceae; Chlamydomonadales; Chlamydomonadaceae
Exons: 6
Coding region: 183-1499 (438 amino acids)
Source: RefSeq, a predicted model, not a curated record